UUUUCGUUUUCUGUAUUUACCCGUUGAAGCUUCGCAUUAACACUGAAUGGAAAGCUAUGUACCAAAUUUUUAUAUGCUUAUAGUAUAAACUAGAACGUUGACCUUUGCUUAUCAUACAGUCACUAUGAGUCCAUGACCAACUUGAACUAGUUCAUUUAAGUGCCCAUCUCUGUUUAAUCAGGCUAGGAUGCCGGGUAGUUUUGUUGGUGUGUUAUUUAAGUUCUAUCUAUUGCUUCUUUUUAAGAGGGUCUUUGGUUGAGCUGCUAAAUAGAGGUGUAUAUAAAAUUUGUAUACAGUUUCCAUUCUUCAGUCUCCGCUUUAAAAUGCAUCAAUUUCAAUAAAAAGCAAAUUGCAUUUAUUAAAAUGUUACAUAAAUAGACUGAUAAAAGAGCCUUUACCGCUUAAUACACUGAGUCAGAGAACAAAGCCCUUCACAAAUUUCAUUUUCUCUUUAUUAAUUAUCCAAGGGCGGUUAGGGGCUGAGAAUGGAGGCAGGAGUUGCAUGCAAGUUGAAUUAUCCGACAUGGAUUGAGUCAGAAAGGUUUGGGAGGAACUCGACUGGUUCUUUGCGGUUCGGUCGGAUAGCAAAGGAAGAACACAAGGCCCGGCUGGUUGUUUUGCCGUACUUUCCGGUUCUGACAUCUUCUAAUCGGUUUAGAUCGGUCUCUUUCGAGAUUUCCUGCUCUUCCUCUAAGAACUUUUCAGCUUCAACGAUUGAAACUGGUAGCGUUCAUGCACCUUAUGAUGAAGCUUUAGUGUUAAAGAAUAAGUCACUAGAGGUUGAGCCAUAUUUAAAUGGGCACAGUAUAUAUCUUGUUGGAUUGAUGGGUUCUGGAAAAACUACAGUGGGAAAAAUUCUGUCUAACGUACUCAGUUAUUCAUUUUGUGACAGUGACGCGUUAAUAGAGCAGGAGGUGAAUGGAAUGUCUGUAGCCGAAAUAUUUAAGCUUCAUGGUGAGAGAUUCUUCAGAAAAAAGGAGACUGAGGUAUUGCAGAGGCUCUCUUCAAAGAAACAACUUGUUGUUUCUACCGGCGGAGGUGCAGUUGUAUGCGAUGUGAACUGGGAUUAUAUGCAAAAGAAGGGGAUUGUUGUCUGGUUAGAUGUACCUUUGGAAGCCUUGGCACAGAGGAUUGCUGCAGUAGGUACUCAUUCUCGUCCCCUUUUGCAUUAUGAACAUGGUGAUCCCUAUACAAAGGCUUUAAAACGUCUGUCUUACCUUUUGGAACUGAGGGGUAAAAAUUAUGCUAAAGCAAAUGCCCGGGUUUCAUUGGAAGAAAUUGCAGGCAAACUAGGUUAUAGAGAUGUAUCAGAUCUUACUCCAACAGAGAUUGCAAUCGAGGCAUUGCAACAAAUUGAAGGGUAUCUAAAGGAGGAAGGUGGCAUGGUCGUUGCUGGAUUAUAGUUUUGAAAAAGCUAUAGAUAUGGUGAUUGAAUUUCGUUUUAUUUGUGGCAUAGCAUGUCAAAGUUGACUAGUUUUUUUUUUUUUUUCCAUCUCUGCACCGGUGUAGUUUGUUUCCACAACUAAGUUGUGUAACUCCCAAUGUAUUGUCACUAAAUAUCAUGAACAUGAUGCACUUGCAUAUGUUUGCCUAA
This is a messenger RNA of Gossypium arboreum, 1594 nucleotides long. RefSeq names its product shikimate kinase 1, chloroplastic-like. Lineage: Eukaryota; Viridiplantae; Streptophyta; Magnoliopsida; Malvales; Malvaceae. Bases 486 to 1403 code for a protein of 305 amino acids. Gene Ontology annotation, molecular function: shikimate kinase activity. The record is from RefSeq and is a predicted model, not a curated record. The transcript has 11 exons. Gene Ontology annotation, cellular component: chloroplast.